Molecule: messenger RNA, 222 nt
Organism: Colletotrichum abscissum
Lineage: Eukaryota; Fungi; Ascomycota; Sordariomycetes; Glomerellales; Glomerellaceae
Exons: 3
Coding region: 1-222 (73 amino acids)
Source: RefSeq, a predicted model, not a curated record
AUGCAGUUCACUCAACUCCUCCUCGCUAUCGUCCCGUUCAUCGGUGUGUCGCAAGCCAUUCUUUGCUCGUGCGAUCGCAGUACGACUGCAUCAAUUACUUGCUGCCCGGAUAUUCAGAAGUGGAAUGGCUAUGAAUGCGAGCCAGCUGAUCGUCAAGCCUACACCGAUUGCUGUGCGGACCAAUUUUCGACUACGACCUUCUGCAGAGACGGCAGUGUUUAA